Messenger RNA from Carica papaya (papaya), 753 nucleotides. Lineage: Eukaryota; Viridiplantae; Streptophyta; Magnoliopsida; Brassicales; Caricaceae. The record is from RefSeq and is a predicted model, not a curated record.
CUGGAAGGGUUGGAUCACUGCAGCACCGCACCAAUUGAUGCUCACAGAAAUCUGCUAAUUGAUGAGGAAGAGAUUUCAUUCCGUAGGUCUAUGACGGACAGGAGAAAAGUACCGAGGCAUGACCUAAAACUGGAUAGAUUGUCGGAGCGCGAGAAGAAAAAACUGAUUGUGGAGCUAGUCAAAAUCCAAAAUGAUGGGACAGUGGAAGUUGAUAUUGCUAGAAGUUCACCUGUAGCUUCAGAGUUGUUAGAGCUUCAUUCUUUUGAAGGGCCACCCAUUGAUAUUGAUGAGGCUAUCUUUUCUGAAUCCAAGAAAUCAGUUCCAAGGUUGAAGAUUGCAAUGCUUAUUGUAGGAACACGGGGAGAUGUACAACCUUUCUUAGCUAUUGCAAAGAGACUCCAGGAAUUUGGUCAUCGUGUUAGGUUGGCAACUCAUGCAAACUUCAAGUCUUUUGUGCGCUCGGCUGGUGUGGAGUUUUACCCUUUGGGUGGUGAUCCCCGUGUUUUGGCAGGAUAUAUGGCUAGAAAUAAAGGUCUCAUCCCAUCAGGACCUGGAGAAAUAUCAACACAGAGGAAGCAACUGAGGGCAAUUAUUGAAUCUCUUCUUCCAGCAUGUACGGAGCCUGAUAUUGAAACCAAUGCACCUUUUAGAGCUCAGGCAAUCAUUGCAAAUCCUCCCGCUUAUGGUCAUGCACAUGUUGCUGAAGCUCUUGGAGUGCCACUUCACAUCUUUUUCACCAUGCCCUGGACGUGA